AUGGCUCUCCCCACCACUUACACCCGCGCUGUAUUCACCUCUCCCGGUAGCCCCCUUGCCCUCGAAACAGUCCCUCUCAGCUUGCCCGCCAAAAACGAAAUCCUUGUCAAAGUCCAAGCAUGUGGAGUCUGCUUCUCUGAUCAGAUGGCCCAGCACAAUAUUAUGGGUGGUGGAUUUCCGAUCGUGCCCGGUCAUGAGAUAAUUGGUCAUGUUGCUGCUGUUGGUGAUGGUGUCGAAGGAUGGAAUGUUGGAGAUAGAAUUGGGGGUGCAUGGCAUGGAGGGCAUGAUGGAACGUGCCACGCCUGCAAACAGGGGCUGUUCCAAAUGUGCGACAACCGAACAGUCAAUGGCGAGACUAAAGAUGGCGGUUACGCUGAAUACUGCAAAAUCCGCCAAGAAGCCGCCGUCAAAGUACCCUCUCACAUCGACGCUGCCAAAUACGCACCCAUUCUGUGCGCGGGAACCAGCGUCUUCAACGCAAUGCGAAGAAUGAAUGUACCUGUUGGGUCUACAGUUGCAAUCCAGGGCCUCGGCGGACUCGGUCAUUUGGCUAUUCAAUAUGCAAACAAGUUCGGAUAUCGAGUAGUGGCGCUGUCUCGGGACGACAAGAAGGAAUCGCUAGCGAGAGGACUUGGAGCACACGAGUAUAUUGAUGGAAGCAAAUGGGAUGGCGACUAUGGUGCCGCGUUGCAAAAGCUUGGAGGGGUGAGCCUGAUCGUUACAACGGCGCCUGAUUCUGGGGUGAUGGAUACUUUGCUAAGGGGGUUGGGGUUAUUGGGGAAGUUAUUGAUUCUAUCUGUUCCGGGUGACAUUGUCGUCAACACUGCGACGAUGCUCACAUACGGUCUUUCUAUCCACCACUGGCCGGCGGGUCACGCGCUGGACGUCGAAGAGGCAAUCCAGUUUACGGAAAUUGAAGAAAUCAACUGCAUUGUUGAGAAAUUCCCACUCCAGAAAGUCAACGAUGCAUUCUGUGGGUCUCCUUUAUCCCAAUUCAAGCUCACUGCUGAUUUCUAUUAUGUAGCUGCCAUGGCCAAUGGAACGGUGCGGUUUCGAUCAGUUAUCACAAUGGAAUAG
This is a messenger RNA of Talaromyces rugulosus, 1077 nucleotides long. RefSeq lists its product as uncharacterized. Gene Ontology annotation, molecular function: zinc ion binding; oxidoreductase activity. The record is from RefSeq and is a predicted model, not a curated record. Bases 1 to 1077 code for a protein of 358 amino acids. Lineage: Eukaryota; Fungi; Ascomycota; Eurotiomycetes; Eurotiales; Trichocomaceae. The transcript has 6 exons.